Aethina tumida (small hive beetle) is the source of this 2220-nucleotide messenger RNA. RefSeq names its product zinc finger protein OZF-like. Gene Ontology annotation, molecular function: zinc ion binding. Lineage: Eukaryota; Metazoa; Arthropoda; Insecta; Coleoptera; Nitidulidae. The record is from RefSeq and is a predicted model, not a curated record. Bases 53 to 1615 code for a protein of 520 amino acids. The transcript has 5 exons. Gene Ontology annotation, cellular component: nucleus.
AACGGGUGACAUUCGAUUGAUUGUCAAAAGUUUUCCCAAAAAAAUAUUGAGAAUGGAUGAAAAAUCCGCCACAAGCAUUUGUCGAACAUGUUUAAAGGAAAACGGUGAAUUCACGUCCGUGUUCGAAACAAAGGAGACCUCAGGCACCAAUUUACAUUUGUCCGAAAUGCUCUCUGCAUGUCUAAACCUACAGAUAUCUUCCAUUGACGGUUUCCCAGAAGUCAUGUGUAAAGAAUGUGGGGAAUUUAUAGUUCAAAUGUAUAAGUUUAAAAUAAAAGUUGAGGAAACUGAUGUUAUACUGAAGCAAAGGGCUCAGGACCUAAAACAAUCACUGAAAGAUCUUUAUGCCAAUAGUGAAAUUAAAGUGGAGGAAAAAGUGUUCUCAAGUGUUGCUACUGGUGACAAUAUAUUUAUUGUUAAACCUGAAUAUGUUAUUGAAAAUGAGGACUCAUUUGAGGAGACAGUUAUUGAGGAAUUUCCGUAUGAGGAAGAAGUGUUAACAGAACAAAAAGAUAAUGAAAUAGUACAAGAAUAUGUGAUGAAUAUAAAUGAUAAAGAAGAUAAAGGUGCUGAGGUGUUUGAAUGUGAUAUAUGCUUUAGACAAUUUGCAAGAGAAAACAUCUUGUUGAACCAUAAAAUGGCCCACAAUAUUAAAAUAAAUGGUGAAGACCAAAAGGCAAAGCUGGAAAUUGCUGAAGAUGGCUCAGACACCAUAAUAAUUAAAACUCAGGAAAUGUUGUACACCUGCACUGAAUGUCACCUUAUAUUUUUGAAAAAGGAGGAGCUGGAAACUCACCUAGAAAAUCACCACAAGAAGAAAUUCCAGUGUGAGGUGUGCAAAAAACAAUUUACAAAAUCAUCCCAUCUAACUAGACAUUUGAAAAUUCACAGCAUUGAGAAGAAGUUUUCUUGUACAACAUGCAAUAAAUCAUUCAGCAGGCAGGAGCAGUUAAAUCAUCACAUGAGUGUUCAUUCUGGUGUCAAGCCUCAUGUGUGUGAAAUAUGUUUGAAAGGCUUCAAUCAAAUAUCAAACUUAAAGGACCACAUGAGAACACACAAUGGUGAGAAACCCUUUUUGUGUUCAAUUUGUGGCAAAGGCUUCAACCAAUUGGGCAACCUGAGGCAACAUACAAUCAGGCACAGUGGCAUAAAGGCUCACCUGUGCAGCACCUGUGGCAAUGGCUUUGCCAGCAAGGGAGAACUGUCUGCCCACCUAAGGAAACACACAGGUGCCAGACCGUUCGUUUGUCCCGUGUGCAACCACGGCUUUACCACCUCCAGUUCCCUGACCAAACACAAAAGAAUCCACUCAGGAGAAAAGCCCUAUGAGUGCGACAGGUGCAAGAUGAAAUUUUCUAGGUCUGGUAUAUUGGCGCGGCAUAAAAGGACCCACACUGGGGAGAAACCCUAUGUCUGCAACUUCUGUGGUAAGGCCUUCACCCAAUCCAACGACUUGACGUCGCACCUAAGGAUUCACACAGGGGAGAAACCGUUCAUCUGUGAUGCCUGUGGACAAGCAUUUAGACAGAGUUCGGCGUUGAAAACACACAAGAGGACGCAUGUGGACAAAACGGAAAUUUUGUCCACCAAAAUGCAAUCUUUUAUAGCUUUCUAGCAGGUUUAGUUAAAGCUGUCUCAGAGUAAGAAUUCUUAUAUAUUUUGUCAAAAGCAUACUCCAAAUUAUCUAUUACUAAACAUAUUUUUGUUCAAGUUACUCUAGUAAAGUUAAUGGGAUUGCCAGAAGUACCAAUUCACUGUCCUUAAUUGCGAACUUUAUUCCUUUUUACAGACUUUCGCAAUUUAUCAAUUAAUGUGUCAACAGAUUUGACUUUUUUUUUAAUAUUUUUAAUUAAUUGUGUGAAUGGCAUCACAAUAUAUUUUAACUUAGGGGAAGAAUUAAAAUGGGUAGUGCAUUAAUGAAUCAGAGAAUCAUAAAUAUUUUUCCAAUAGGUGAGUAAUUUCUCUUCCUUAAUGCACUAUUAACUGAAAUCAAAUCGAGUUAUGAGAAAAUUAAAUAUCUAAUUAUUAUACAGUUGACAUGUUACAUUUAUUUUUGGUAUAAAUAGAUUAGAUGAAUUGUAUAUGGACAAUCGAUUUUAAUAUUUUUAAAGUCAUAUUUUAUGUAUUUAUUACAGUGUACAUAUUUUACGAGUCGUUACCUGUAUCGUAAAAUUUUGUAAAUUAAUUGGAACCUACAUUAGAGGAAAUCAUAAAAUACCA